CCAGUACCAAGUUCAGGCGCAUCUUUGUGUGGCUGAAAGCCGUAUAGCUACGGAAAGCAUGGAGCCCCUCAGAGUAGUGCAUGCACAUGGUAUAUACACGUACCUCCCAAUGUAACGACACGUGAAAUUGGAUGAUACACCAGCAUAUCGCUUAUCAGUUCGCAAUGAAUGAACGCUUAGUCUUGUAUUCACAUUUUGAACAAUAUACUGAAAGCCAAGUUAUUCCAUCCUCUAUUUCCGAUUCUGUACCUUGGCAAAAGAAGCAGGCAUUCUCUGACACCAUUGGCUUACUCCCAUAAUGUGUCGUUUCAUGAUAUACAAGGGAACUGAUCCCAUCCUUUUGGAAAACCUCUUGACUAAACCAGCACACUCCAUCAUCAACCAGUCGUUUGAUUCGCGCCUCAGACUAGACUUGCGCAACCCCAUCAACGGUGACGGGUUCGGCGUGGGCUACUACCAGUACGCUAGCGAUUCUUCUAACAGCGAGGACACAGCACCAGAGCCCCAAGGAAACUCUCCCGCUGCCGAUGAUGCCGGCGAUUUCGAAUCUCGCUUAUCGGUGGAAGAAAACUUGAAGAAAUUAUCCCCUUGUAUCUUUAGGGCGAUAACCCCUGCAUGGAACAACAUUAACUUAAACCGUUUGGCAGCCUCCACCCGGUCUAAGCUCGUGUUUGCUCACGUUCGCGCCUCUACCUACGGUGUGCUCAGUGAAACCAAUUGCCAUCCAUUCAACUACGGGAACUUGAUGUUUAUGCACAACGGUGGGAUCUCGCAGUUUUCCAAGAUCAAGAAGAAGUUGAUUUCGCACUUGAACGACGAGUGGUUUUUGUAUAUCCAGGGAUCCACCGACAGCGAAUGCUGCUUUGCGCUCUUCCUUGACUGUCUCGACAAGUUGGGCUACGACCCAAGACCAAACAACUUUGAGUGCGAGUUGUAUCAGGGAAAUUUUCCCCAGACCAUUCCGCCGGUGACCCAUUUCCCGGACCACAUUUUGCGCAAAGCGCUUUUACAGACGAUCCUGUUGAUCAAGAACUGGCAGGUAGCCGUGACGGAUGAGCCUUCCCUUUUGAAUUUCGCCGUCACUGACGGUGAAUCUAUCGUUAUUUCUCGCUAUAUCACCUCUUUGACGGACGAAGCCGCCUCCUUGCAUUUUUCUACCGGCUCCUCUUUCAAGGCCUCGCCUGAUGCCAACGAUUGCAACCCACCAUAUGAGUUCAAGAUGGAGCGCUUGAAUCGCUCCCAAGACACCAUCAUGAUUGCGUCCGAACCGUUGACGUUCCAGAGAGAGGACUGGAUCACGGUGCCAACCAACACCACUCUCACCGUGAGAAGGCAGACGGUGUUGUUGCAUCCCAUUGAGGAUCAGUUCUAUGACCCGGAUGCGGAUAGAAGCAGCGGCUUGGCUAGCAGCAAGGGCUUGAUGGGGAAUUUUCCAAUCGGUGAAUUAUCCACUAACCUGGCUAGUACCCAAGCAGGGGCAGCCAAUGGCACCAUAGCUAGCGGUUCUGUUAACGGCCAUAUAACCUCUGUGACGGGUGUUGCUGGGGAUGACUCCGACAGACUCGCAGCUUCAAUCCCCAGCUUUGAGUUGAUCAAAGGCGGUGGAAUGGCCCCUCCACCAUUGGAGCGUGAAGGUAGGUCUCGGAUGAAUAGUCAGAACCAUACUGUGUAUGGCAAUCUUAAUAAAACCCACGGACCCGGCGAACCCCUGAGAAAAUCGCCUCCAUGUCUGACUGGUAGCAUGUGUUGUUAAGGUAGAACGUCCAUGCUUUGGCUGAUCUUCCCAGAAAUGAUGACGAUGCAUAAUAAGCUUUCUAGGGCACAGUAUCGGCCUGAUAUCCUUCCUAGUGCUCAAAUUUCCUAAAAAGGGGGACAGACUUGCAAAUUAU
Molecule: messenger RNA, 1889 nt
Organism: Babjeviella inositovora NRRL Y-12698
Lineage: Eukaryota; Fungi; Ascomycota; Pichiomycetes; Serinales
Gene: DUG3
Product: glutamine amidotransferase subunit
Exons: 1
Coding region: 299-1753 (484 amino acids)
Source: RefSeq, a predicted model, not a curated record